Drosophila bipectinata is the source of this 3234-nucleotide messenger RNA. The record is from RefSeq and is a predicted model, not a curated record. NCBI's taxonomy places the organism in Eukaryota, Metazoa, Arthropoda, Insecta, Diptera, Drosophilidae.
AUGGACAUUUAAGUCGUUUGCCACUAUGACGCAUACCAUUUCAAUCUCAGCACUAUUUGUGCUCCUGGUGAUAGGAUCAGCCGUACCAAGCAAAUCCAGUCCAGAAUCUGAAUCCCAAUCGCAAGCCAAUAUCCAAAAUGGAAAUGCAGGUACAGAAAACCAAAAAGUUUCUCCGUCCAAAUCAAUUCCGUCAGUCAAGCUUCAAAGAGAGUCUCCGGAAUUGCAACAACUGGCAAAGCAAAAUGAUGAAGAAGCAAGAUUAGUUAACUUAGCAAUUGAACAAGUGAAAGCUUUGGCUAAGAUUCAAUAUUUGGGAGAAUUACAACAUAGGGCGAAAAAUACGAUUCGGAGUCAGCGUAAACUAUUACUGGAAUACAAAGCAUCGGUAGUACGAAAGGUUGCAAAAGAAGCUAAGGCUAAGGUGGUAUGUAAAAGAUUGAGGGAAGCUCGGGUUCGAGCAGAAACUGAGGCACAAAAUCAGGACAACUAUGUGAAAGGAUUAAAUACUGAAGUUAAAUUGUUAAGUGCAGCCAUGAAUGAAGCUAAAGCACUGGUUGAGGCUCAUCAACAGGCUUUGCAACAGGGAUCGGCUAAUAAUUCGACUCGAAAAACCGCUGAUGCUCAAUCUCAGUUUUUAAGUCGGAUUCUGGCUAAAGCGCGUGCUCAAUAUUUGAGCGAAGUUGUUGAUAAAGCUCAUGCUGAGAAUGAAAGAAGGUAUAUUGUAGAGGGUCUAGGUCAGGUUCAAAAGCAAGCUCAAACACAGGUUAUGACACAGGCUCAAGUUCAAGCACAGGCACAGGCUCAAGCUCAGGUUCAGGCACAGGCUCAAACACAGGCUAAGGCACAGACUCAAGCACAGGCUCAAGCACAGGCUCAAACACAGGCCCAGGCACAGACUCAAGCACAGGCUCAAGCUCAGGCACAGGCUCAAGCUCAAGCACAGGCUCAGGCUCAGGCGCAGGCUCAAGCACAGGCUCAGGCACAGACUCAAGCACAGGCUCAAGCUCAGGCUCAAGCUCAGGCACAGGCUCAAGCUCAAGCUCAAGCACAGGCUCAAGCUCAGGCGCAGGCUCAAGCACAGGCUCAGGCUCAAGCACAGGCACAAGCUCAAACACAGGCUCAGGCACAGGCUCAAGCUCAAGCACAGGCUCAAGCUCAAGGUCAAGCUCAAGCACAGGCUCAGGCACAGGCUCAAACACAGGCUCAGGCACAGGCUCAAGCACAAGCUCAAGCUCACGCUCAGGCACAGGCUCAAGCUCAAGCACAGGCUCAAGCUCAAGCACAGGCUCAGGCUCAGGCACAGGCUCAAGCUCAAGCACAGACUCAAGCUCAAGCACAGGCUCAAACACAGGCUCAGGCACAGACUCAAGCACAGGCUCAAGCUCAGGCUCAAGCUCAGGCACAGGCUCAGGCUCAAGCACAGGCUCAAGCUCAGGCUCAGGCGCAGGCUCAAGCUCAGACACAGGCUCAAGCUCAGGCACAGGCUCAAGCUCAGGCACAGGCUCAAGCUCAGGCACAGGCUCAAGCUCAAGCACAGGCUCAAGCUCAGGCGCAGGCUCAAGCUCAGGCUCAGGCGCAGGCUCAAGCACAGGCUCAAGCUCAGGCUCAAGCUCAGGCUCAGGCUCAAACACAGGCUCAGGCACAGACUCAAGCACAGGCUCAAGCUCAGGCACAGGCUCAAGCUCAGGCACAGGCUCAAGCUCAAGCACAGGCUCAAGCUCAGGCUCAGGCGCAGGCUCAAGCUCAGACACAGGCUCAAGCGCAGGCUCAAGCACAGGCUCAAGCUCAAGCACAGGCUCAAGCUCAGGCACAAGCUCAAGCUCAGGCACUGGCUCAAGCACAGGCUCAAGCACAGGCUCAAGCUCAGGCUCAAGCACAGGCUCAAGCUCAGACUCAGGCACAGGCACUGGCUGACAAUCAGGAAGACUCUAUGUCAAUUAAUCUCUCAGCCUAUCGAACGAGUUUCUUGGGAUUAAAAGAAGACCGACCUUCCGAUUGCGGUCGGUGCGCUAAUCCGCCACCAUUCUUUUCCAAAACUGACAUCGAAAUAGAUGCUAAGUUAAAAACGUCUGAGUUGAUCCAGAGGUAUGGCUACCCUGCACAGACCCAUGUUGUUACAACUGGUGACAGAUACAAGCUCAGCCUCCAUCGCAUUCCUCGGCCAGGGGCCCAGCCCAUUAUCCUCGUUCACGGUCUUAUGUCUAGUUCCUCUUCCUGGGUACAAAUGGGUCCUUCGUCUGGUCUAGCCUACAUCCUUUUCCGGAAGGGUUACGACGUCUGGUUGCUAAAUACUAGAGGCAACCUCUAUUCUCGGGAGCACGAAAAUGCUCAAAUAGGCGAUCGGGAAUACUGGGACUUUUCAUUCCACGAGAUCGGCAUUUACGAUAUCCCUGCAACCAUCGAUUACAUUAUUCUCAAUACGAAUAUGCCACAAGUCCAGUACAUUGGCCACUCCCAAGGCUCAACUGCGUUCUUCGUGAUGGGCAGCGAACUGCCCCAUUAUAUGGCCAAGAUAAAGAUCAUGCAGGCUCUGUCUCCAACAGUUUACAUGGAGGGAAACAGAAGUCCUGUUUUAAAGUUCCUGGGCUUCUUUAAAGGAGGCGCAUCGAUGCUGUUGAAUCUUUUAGGUGGCCAUGCGAUCUCCCGGAAAACUGAGCUCAUCAAACGUUUCCACAAAUACAUUUGCUCCGCAUCGAUAAUAACCAGUAAAAUUUGUGCCAUCUUCGAUUUUAUUGUCUGCGGCUUCGGCUGGAAGAGUUUCAAUCAGACCCUCACCCCCAUCGUUGACGGCCACGCCUCGCAGGGUGCCGCUGCCAAGCAGGUCCUCCACUAUGGUCAGAUGCACGGAAGCGCUUACUUCCAGCGCUACGACUUCGGCCUUCUGAUAAAUCGCAUACGCUACCAGCAGAUUCGACCUCCACAGUACAAUAUCUCGGCGGUGAACUGCAAGGUAGUGCUUCAUCAUGGUGAUAGUGACUGGAUGAGCUCUGGAUCAGAUGUGCAGAGGCUGCAGCAGCUGCUGCCCAACGUCAUUGAGACCAGAAAGGUGCCUUUUGCAGCCUUCACCCACUUUGACUUCACCCUCUCAAAGGAUAUCCGAACAUUGGUCUACGACAGUGUUGUCAACUCCUGCGCGAAAUAAGGCUCGAAUAAGGGUCUUUGGUCGAAUCUAAAAACUAUUCUGUAAAGUUUUUAUAAAAAUCUAUUCAAUAAAUUAAAUUCAAUUUAAAUAAA